Sclerotinia trifoliorum is the source of this 1476-nucleotide messenger RNA. NCBI's taxonomy places the organism in Eukaryota, Fungi, Ascomycota, Leotiomycetes, Helotiales, Sclerotiniaceae. The record is from the annotation of a GenBank genome assembly.
UUUCUGAGUCGAGUCCGUAAAGAUGAGUGAGAACCUGGAUGAAUUCAUUCUUCGAGGUCAGACAUCUGGUUCAUCUCUUGCUCAAAAAGGACCAGAAAAGUUUCUCCGAACCAAUUCUCGAUUCAAUCAAGCAGGAUCUUACUCGGAACAUUUCGAAAACCUUGAUACGUUAUGGGGCAAGGUAGAGUUCGCAUUUGAGAAAAAUAUUGGAACUUUGCCAGAAGAUGAUGAAGGAUGGAAGACCGUGUCGGUUUAUAGCAAGGUGUUGCAUGCAGUUGCAUUGUUGUCCGGAAGAGUACUUGUCAGUGCCCCAUUGUGUCGAGAUGAAGAAUGGAUAAGGGCGACUAUUACAUACACGGUGAUCCUGGGAGCAACUGUUGGGGUGCUCUGGAAACGUCCUUGGUGGUAAAGAAGAAUUCUUGCGCCCUUAUACUUCCGAUCUUUGCAUGGUGUGCACAGGAAGGCCGAAGAAAUGUUGAAGCCAUUCUUUGAACGCAAAGCUACGUUUGAUCCCUCGGAAUGGGAAAAAAAGACAGGAGAGCAAAAUGACGGAUAGCUUAUCAGAUGUCUAUUGUCACAUACCCCCCAAAAAUCCGGAAAGAUCGAUGUGAAGCAAUUGGCCCAUGAUCAGUUAACGGUGAGCUUAGCUGCUAUCCACACAACAAGUAUUACAAUAUCCCAUCUCUUGUACGACCUGGCAACCUAUCCCGAACACGUAGCUUCCCUUCGCGAAGAGCUUGAGUCGGUCACCGCGGAACACAACAGUUGGAGGAAAUGGAAAAUUGAGCAAGGUGGAAUUGACCAAGUUGUGGAAAAUGGAUAUUUUCAUAAAGGAGUCGCAGAGAUUGAAUCCAUCAAUUCUUGCUAAGUAAGGAUCGUAUCCCAAGAGAAUGGAUGUUAAGACUAAAUUGUGAUUUUCCGAAUAAAAGUUCAGAUGCGUCGAUACCUCACCUCUCCAUUGACUUUACCGUCAGGUCACAUCCUCCCAGCAGGAACCUACUGUCGUGUUGAUGCUCAAAUGACAAAUCGCACCGUUCCAUAAUAUGAGGCAUCUCCAAUGACGCACCAACAAGCACCAUUCGAUACCUUUGAUGGAUUCCGCUUUAGCAAGUUACAAUCGGUGCCAUGGAAUGAAAACCGAUAUCAAUUCGUUACGUCCAGCACAGAAAGUUUAAACUUUGGGCAUGGUAGGCGGUUCAUAUCUUUAUGUUUGUUCCAUUUCAUCUUGCUAAUCAACAAUGAAUUAGGAACACACACGUGUCCUGGGCGCUUCUUUGCCAGUGAUGAGAUCAAGAUUGCGCUUGCUGAGAAACUGCUAAGAUGGGAUGUGAGAUUGAAACCGGGAAAAGGAAGACCAGCGAAUCUUUCUACGGACACAAACGUGAUGACAAACAUGAAAGGAGAAAUCCAGAUGAGAAGAAGAGAGCUACUUUGAGAGUUAAUGAGUAGAAUAACAUUUAAAAGGAUUUCCUCUGU